Molecule: messenger RNA, 2029 nt
Organism: Lactuca sativa (garden lettuce)
Lineage: Eukaryota; Viridiplantae; Streptophyta; Magnoliopsida; Asterales; Asteraceae
Gene: PHT4;1
Product: phosphate transporter 4;1
Biological process (GO): transmembrane transport
Molecular function (GO): transmembrane transporter activity
Source: RefSeq, a predicted model, not a curated record
ACGUCCAAAACGCCAAUAAAAACCGAUUCAAAAAUCUCUCCAUCACAAAAUCUCUGCAACGUCAAUGGCUUGCAGCUCGAUCGCCAUGGACGGAAGAGCACUUCCGAUAUCUCUAUACUCUCCUCCGAAACGCCAGCGUCCGCCGGACACAUCGGGUUCCAGGAACUCCGGUUCGAAUUUGAACUUCAAACUUCACUUCAGAGUUAGGGUUCAGUUCCUCUCUGGUUCGAGUGUUCAUGUUCUUCUGAAUGGUUCACGUGGGAGAAAUCAGUUCUGGAAGGUCAGGUCGGAUGUAAAAUCGGAACCGUAUGAAAUUUCAAAAUCAGCGCCUGAAUCGUUUAAGUUCAAAGAGAAAUUGGGCGUUGACGUUGUAUCGAAGGAUGAUGAUGGAGAUGAAUUUGUUGUCAAUGCAGUUCCGUGGUGGGAAGAGUUCCCGAAACGUUGGACUAUUGUCAUUCUAUGUUUUUCUGCUUUUCUUCUAUGCAACAUGGAUAGAGUGAAUAUGAGCAUUGCUAUACUACCAAUGUCGUCAGAGUACCAUUGGAAUUCUACAACUGUUGGUUUGAUACAAUCAUCCUUUUUCUGGGGCUACCUUCUCACUCAGAUUGCAGGAGGCAUUUGGGCAGACACUGUAGGUGGGAAACGUGUAUUGGCUUUUGGUGUCAUCUGGUGGUCUGUAGCUACAAUUCUUACUCCAGUUGCUGCAAAGUUAGGAUUACCUUUCUUACUCAUAGUCCGUGCUUUCAUGGGCAUAGGCGAGGGUGUGGCUAUGCCAGCCAUGAACAAUCUUCUAUCAAAAUGGGUUCCUGUUGCAGAAAGAAGCAGAUCAUUGGCUCUUGUUUACAGUGGAAUGUACCUUGGAUCUGUCACAGGGCUUGCCUUUUCACCAUUUUUAAUACAUUCAUAUGGAUGGCCUUCUGUCUUUUUCUCUUUUGGUUCUCUAGGCACAGUGUGGACUGCAUUAUGGUUAAACAAGGCAUACAGUUCACCUCUUGAAGACCCUGAACUUCGCCCUGAAGAGAAGAAACUUAUCUUUCACAAUAGAGUUAUUGAGGAACCUGUUAAAACCAUUCCUUGGAGGGCAAUCUUGUCAAAACCACCUGUAUGGGCUUUAAUCACUUGUCAUUUUUGUCACAACUGGGGGACAUUUAUACUCCUCACAUGGAUGCCUACCUAUUAUAACCAGGUUCUAGGGUUUAAUCUAACAGAAUCAGGGCUAUUUUGUGUAUUGCCAUGGCUUACAAUGGCUUUCUCAGCCAAUCUUGGAGGCUGGAUAGCUGACACACUUGUCAGCAAAGGGAUGUCUGUUACCACAGUUCGAAAGGUAAUGCAAUCAAUUGGAUUUCUUGGGCCUGCAUUUUUCUUAUCUCAAUUAAGCCAUGUUAACUCUCCUGCUAUGGCUGUCUUAUGCAUGGCAUGUAGUCAGGGUUCUGAUGCAUUUUCACAGUCGGGUUUAUAUUCAAAUCAUCAAGAUAUUGCCCCUCGAUAUUCCGGGGUGUUGCUUGGUUUAUCGAAUACUGCUGGAGUUUUGGCUGGUGUCUUUGGCACUGCAGCAACCGGUUACAUCUUGCAACAUGGUUCUUGGGAUGAUGUGUUUGAGGUGGCAAUUGGGCUAUAUUUGGUUGGAACAGUGAUAUGGAAUCUUUUUUCAACCGGUGAAAAAAUAAUCGACUAAAAGUUGCAUAUAUAAAUUAUAAUUAUAUAUUGUCUGAUUUAUCACCCGUGAUGAUUGAUGAUGAUGCGAAUUAAAAUCCACAAAAAAUGGUGCAACGAUUUCUUGAGGCUCCAUAGAAACAUAUUAUGUUUCAAAGCUCCAAAUCAAAUACUAUGACUUUUUGGCACACAGAACUGGUUUUGUGAGAAAGAAUAACACGAAGAUUAUGACGACUUGUAAAAAAGCCAUUUCACUGGUGUAUAUAGGAAGAUUAGACACACGUUUUGAUAGAAUUUGUAUAUUUUGUUUUUAUACCAACAUAUGGGACAAACAAAUGCAUUUAUGAAAUGUAAUACCCUUUUUUAUGUAGUCCAA